Messenger RNA from Stylonychia lemnae, 1560 nucleotides. NCBI's taxonomy places the organism in Eukaryota, Ciliophora, Spirotrichea, Sporadotrichida, Oxytrichidae. The record is from the annotation of a GenBank genome assembly.
AUGGAGAAUCUUAUUGAUAUGGUAGAAUAUGAUCCUUUUAUAGAAUCUAUGGAGCUGAUAAGGAAUUAGCUCUUUCGUAGAGGAGGUAGUCCACCCUCUGAUGAUCUUGUUAAAGACUGCAGCAAAAAAUCUAGCCUUACAAAGAAAAUCAAUGAUCUAAGUGGAGAACUCAAAAAUUAGUGGAUGCAAAAUUUUAAAAAAUCAACUAAUAAAAAGAGAGAAGAAAUUUUAUAAAAAGCAAUUUAAGAUAUGAAAUUUCAGUCUCAUAAACUCAUUUUGCAAAAAGAAUAGAUGAGAGGUUAACCCAUAGAUGAGGAUGAAUUUUAAAAUACCUAACAGUAAAAUUUAUAAGAUGUAGAAGUGGUAUAAUCUUAAAUUUCAAUUGAGCAACAAAAAUUUUCUUUAAAACAAAAUGAGAGUAAAAUAGAACCUUAAAGCAGCAAUCUUAACCCAGAGCGAAGCAACGUUCCUUUUAAUGAUUUGAUUAGUAGAUAAAAAAUAUUACCCUAGCUAAAUCAAGAAAUAUAAUAAGAAUCAGUAGCAAACAUUAGUAUGAGAAGCAUAGAUUCUAAUAGAAUUAGGGAAUACUAAAAUGCUAGUUCAUUUGAUGAAAGUUAUUAGACUGGAUUUCAAAAUAAAGAUGGGUAUUUAUUAGUUGCUUCAAAACUCAAACCCUUUGAUAAUUAUAAUCAAAUCCCUCAAUCAUAUAAAAGUAGAGAAAACACAGCAGAAAUUUCUAAUUCUAAGAGAAGUAAUUGCAAUAUAAAGAAUUCUAGAGAUUAUGAAAAUUCUGCAAAGUUCUCAGAUAAAAUAAACAUUGACUAAAAUUCAAACAAUUAAAUGGAAGAUAAGUAAAAUAUGCCAGGUUUCCCUAAUAACUCUAUCAUAAGAGACAGUAAAAAUCUCCCAAAUUAAAUUAUUUCUUCAUCGAUAAAGCAAUAGACUGCAAUAAUAAGAAAGUAAAGCAACAAUACUUCAGUCAUAAUAGUAAAUGAUAAAAAAAUUCAAACUUAUAAUGAAUCUAUUAAUCAGAGCAAUCAAUAAAUUUAGUAGAAUGAUGGGAAUCUAUCAGUACUAGGCAAGAAUUUAGGAGAAAAAGAUUCUAUAAUAUCUGUGAGAAAAGCCCCAUAAUAUUUGCAGGGAAGAUAAUCUUUACCAAAUCAAGAUAACUCCUUUCAGAGAGUUAAUUAAAAUUUGAAUGAGGAUCCUUUUCUUGAAGAAAUCCAUGAUUAAGAUGACUUAGAUUUGUUUUAGGAAUUUCCUUUUGAUGAAUUAAGAAGUUUAAAGGGUAAAAGGUCAACAACUGAAAUUAGACAGAAAGUUCUAGAAUUCCUAGAAUUACAUAGAGGCAACUUGUUCUUUUAUGAAAAUUCAAAGCCAGAUAAAAUUGAUGGUUUUCAUCUUCUGCAAUCAAAUAAGGUCUAUUUAGUUGCUACUCAAUCUAGAGACUUGCCUCCAGGCCACACUAAAAUAGAAUAUGAAUAAGGAAUAAGGUAAAUAAAAGAUCAGUUCUCUUAAGUAAACUUUGACGCAAAGAGAUUUUUCUAUUCAGGAGCAUGA